CUUUUUCCUGAGGGAAUAAGAGUUUCCCCGACGGACAGACCGACAGACACUCGAAUUAGGAGACCCUGUCUUCAAGUGCCCACAGACUGCAUCAUGCCCGAGCCUAAGAAAACAGGAAGGAAAUCAAAAUCUGGAGCUUCUGCAGCAGAGAAGCUUCCGGUCUAUGAGCCGAAUAUUCCUGAGCCCACCACCCGAGCGGAUCUUCUGAAAUACUGGCUUCCUCUCUGCCUGGAUGACAGGACAGCUCAGAAGAUGCUGUGGAUUUCAGAAGGGGGCAGCAAGGUGACGCGUAAGGAAGACGAGUCCGUGUGCCCGUACCCCAACAGGCCCGAGCGUUUCGACCACUCGCCACAGGUGCUGUGCAAGGAGGGCCUCUGGGGCAUCCGGGGCUACUGGGAAGUGGAGUUUUCGGGCUGGGUGGUGAUCGGGGCCAUGUACGAGGGUGUGGGGCGCAAGGCCCAGGAUGGGCCGUGCGGCCUGGGGGAGAACGAGGGCUCCUGGGGGGUGGGCUGGGCGGGGACCUGCUACCAGGCCUGGCACAACAGCGAGAACGUGGACGUGGAGGCGCCGCUCACCCCCGUCAUCGGGGUGUACCUGGACCAGCCCGCCGGCGUCCUCAGCUUCUUCGCCGUGACGGGGGAGGAGGAGGCGCAGAAGGAGGCCAAGCUGCUCCACAGGUACAAGGCCUCCUUCAAGGAGCGCCUCCUCCCGGGCUUCUGGGUGGGGACCAACUCCCACUGCUGGAUCCGGAAGAAAGCAGAGUGAGCGAGGGAGAGGGAGGGGGAGGAGAGAAAGAGUGAGAGAAGGAAGGAAGGAAGGAAGGAAGGGGGGAAAGAUGUGUUUAAGUUGCGGAGGGAGGGUAGUGAGGCGGAGUCCUGAUUGGCUGGGGGAAAGGGUAGAAAAUGAAAAAUAAAAAACGUUUUAAAAAAUGUAAAAUAUAUGGGGGACGGGGAUAGUAUGGAGAGUAUGCAGAUAUUUAUGGAAUGACAGAAGGGUGUUUCUUUCCCCUGUUUUAAUAACUGCAUUCUUCUAAUUCCUC
This is a messenger RNA of Anguilla rostrata (American eel), 1039 nucleotides long. RefSeq lists its product as uncharacterized. The record is from RefSeq and is a predicted model, not a curated record. Gene Ontology annotation, molecular function: protein binding. The coding region runs from base 94 to 765 and encodes 223 amino acids. The transcript is spliced from 5 exons. Lineage: Eukaryota; Metazoa; Chordata; Actinopteri; Anguilliformes; Anguillidae.